GAGGAGAAGGAGGAAGGAGGGAGCGAAGAAGGGAGGGCAGAAGGGAGGGAAGAAGGGAGGGAAGAAAGGAGGGAGGCAAGUCCGGCGGCCCUCUCGGGUACCGCCAGCGGCGAGGGAAAGAUGGCGACGCUGGGAGGCGAGUCGCAGCCCUUUCCCUCUGCUGCUUUGGCGGCGGCGGCCGGGGUGGGCGGCGGCGGCGGCAGCGGGGCGCUGGGUCUUCAGGCGCCGCUAAACCGCGGUCUGGAGCGGGCGCUGGAGGAGGCGGCGCACUCCGGGGGCCUCAACCUGAGCGGUAGGAAGCUGAAGGAGUUCCCGCGCAGCGCCGCUGGCCUCAGCCACGACCUUUCUGACACGGUGCGAGCAGAACUUGUUUUUCAGGUUUACUCUGAAUUUUAUAUAGACUUACUGCAAGAUGCAGAAAUUAGAGGCAAAGAUUUAUCCAAGAAUAGAUUAACUGAAGUUCCUACGGAGCUGUGCCAUUUUGUGUCACUGGAAACACUAAAUCUAUACCACAAUUGUAUUAAAGUUAUACCAGAUGCCAUAGUAAACUUGCAAAUGCUAACUUACUUAAAUUUGAGUCGAAAUCAACUUUCUUCUUUGCCAGCUUGCCUGUGUGGUCUUCCUCUAAAAGUCUUAAUUGCAAGUAACAAUAARCUAGGUUCCCUUCCAGAAGAGAUAGGUCAGCUAAAACAGUUAAUGGAAUUGGAUGUCAGCUGUAAUGAAAUUACAGCUUUGCCACAGCAGAUAGGCCAGCUGAAAUGUUUAAAAGAACUGAAUGUCAGAAGAAAUUACCUCGAAGUUUUGCCUCAAGAACUAGUACAGCUUCCCUUGGUAAAGUUUGACUUUUCCUGCAAUAAAGUGCUUAUGAUUCCAAUUUGUUUUAGAAAGAUGGUGCAGUUACAAGUAUUACUGCUUGAGAAUAAUCCUUUGCAAUCUCCACCAGCACAAAUUUGUACAAAGGGUAAGGUGCAUAUAUUCAAAUAUCUGACGGUACAGGCCUGUCAGAUUAAAACAGCAGACUCACUGUAUCUUAAUGCCAUAGAACCACAGCAUUUGCCACAACCUGUGGAAGAGAGCAUUGAUGAUAUCUACCCAAGUAAAAAGGACUCAGAUUCAGGUGUUGGUAGUGAUAAUGGUGAUAAACGUUUGUCAGCAACAGAGCCAUCUGAUGAAGAUACUCUCAGCUUUAACGUUCCAAUGUCAGACAUUGUGGAAGAAGAUCAUAUUGUAAAGGACGACUCGGGUCAUCAUGCUAACUCAAGAAAAGUGGAAUUCCAUCAAGGAUCUUCUCAUGUGUUUGUCGAUAAGUCACGAGGAACAGGAAACCAGUUUGAUGACUCGGAUGCUCUUACUACUGAAUUUAUGAGCUACAUUAAGAGCAGAGCAGCAGAGUGUGAUGAAUUAUUGAAAAUAGAAGAGGACACUCAAUGGCAAGCAGACGAAAUAAUAAAUUUAUCAGAAGAACAAACUAUUGACAUAGCAAUGAUAGAACAACUAAGAGAAGCAGUAGAUUUAUUACAAGAUUCCAACAGUGGUCAAAUAGAGAUGGAGAUGUCUUCUCUUGGUCAGAGAGAAAAUGCUGAAGAGGAACUAGAAUUCCAGAGGAGAAGGGAGUCGAUUAUGGAGAAAGCAAAGCCUGAAAUGAGAACUUGUGAACAGGGAGAAAAAUGGUCAUUGAGCAAGAAUGAUCUAAUUGUUUGGAACACAAGUGGUCAAACCUCUCACAAUGAGAAUAAGGAUAAAAGUCCAACGUCUCCUACUACAAACACCACAAUCCCUUUUGGCCUGAAGCCACGAUCAGUGUUCUUAAGACCACAAAGAAAUUUGGAAUCAAUAGAUCCACAGUUCACAAUUCGAAGGAAGAUGGAGCAGAUGAGAGAGGAGAGAGAGCUUGUGGAACAGCUACGUGAGAACAUAGAAACAAGACUAAAGAUUUGUUUGCCUGAAGACCUGGGAUCAGCCCUGAUGGAUGGUGUUGUUCUCUGCCAUUUGGUAAAUCAUGUUCGCCCGCGGUCUGUCGGAAGCAUUCAUGUACCCUCACCAGCAGUACCUAAACUUAGCAUGGCCAAAUGCAGGAGAAAUGUGGAAAACUUUUUGGAUGCAUGUAGAAAACUGGGAAUACCAGAGGAGAAGCUCUGCCUACCACAUCACAUCCUAGAAGAAAAGGGCUUGGUAAAAGUGAGCAUAACAGUUCAAGCGUUGCUAGAUGUAACCACAGUGAAACAAGCUUUAUUCACAUGAAACUACUCUCUCUGCUCUUACCAGCUGCACUGUGCCAUGAAAGAAUCAAAAAACUGCCCAUCUUUUCAAACGGCAUUGAAAACAACUCCAGUACUCCAAGAGUAUUCUUACGAUUUUAGACCCCUGUUUCAGACUGUAUGUAUGUGUAAAACGACAACGCAGAAGCUGAACAGAAACAUUUUCUAGAGGAAGUUGGCGCUUCACUGCUUUUAUAGCUCACUUUAUACAGUACUUGCUAAAACAACCACUUCUCUGCCACUUAAAAACGUGUGGAGUACACAGCUGUCUUGCAGCAAGAUAUCUUUGUAUUAUUGAACUAAGAAUCACUGUAAUCACCUGGGGGGAGGGAGAAGGGAGAGCAAAUCAGACUGCUACCAUGUUAGGUUUUUCUGCAGUUGCUUCAGGCUAUUGCCUUUUAAAAAUAUCCAGACAUAAAAUAUUUAUAUAAAUAUUAUUUAUUAGUGAGUUGUUAUUCAUCCUUUGGAUGCAAAAUGUAAAUUAGGAAACUGUAUUUUAUUACUGCUUUUUUGUGGUUAAACACUUUAUUUUAAUAUAAAUACUUAGUUAUUUUUUAUUCUACUUGGUGUGCAGUAGCUCUAGAUCUCCAUAAAUUGUAUUUUCUAAUAUGUAAGAUAAAAAGCAAACAAAAUAGGUGCUUUUAUUAAAAGAACAGCUAGCUGGAAUGGCAUUCUUUUUUUCUCAAAUCUGUGGAACAUURGUAAAAAAUUGUCUGCAUUCCAUUGAGUUUCCUACAUUCCAGUAACACUUCUCCCCUCACUAGACUAAAUUGGCUCAAAGUGAGAGCACACSCAUUUUAUUUGUAUAUAGAUGUUUAAAAACAAAAGAACUUGAAAAAUAAAUGUGAACAAAUAUUUUUGAUUGCUUAUUUUACUAUGCACAAGACAUUUAACUUUUGCCACAACAAAACGAAUACGUGCAUUAGGAUCAUGUGUCUUGAAAUGUAAUUUUGCACUGUAACUUGAUUUCUUUUAAAGAUUACAGCACUACAGAAAAAAUAUUAGCAAAUAGCACAAGAAUGUUAGCAAGAUCUACCAGGUAACCAGUGGAUUCCUUCAAGAUUCCUUCAGUGAUUCCUUCAAGAGAAGAUAAAAUUAUUAAAACUGCCAGAGGCAGUCUUACAGGCCUUACCUUCCAGAUCCAACCUGCCUGGGUACAGUGCUUCUCUUUCAAAGUUUCAACAGAAUUAAACACGAUGUUCUGUAGUGCACAUUUGCAGCAUCAGACCUCUACUUCCACAUGAGCAAUAGAAAAUAAAAUUCUUUUCCUUAUCACCACUUUUUCAAUUUUUCAAAGAUAUUUUUAAAAGCAUAUUAAGACAUCCAUUUUAGAUCAAACAGUUCCCAAGCAGUGAUUUUUGUGAUACCUGGAGCAUUCCAUUUUCCUUCACACAAGAGGCCAGUGAUGGGAUUUGGGCAGGCAGGACAGGGCAGCUGGAUGUGGUGAAACGGGAAGCUGGCGGGGGGCACACAAGCGGGGAGUUUGAAUAUAGAAUGGCAAGAAAAAGAGGCAAGUGAGUGGGUGGACUAAAUAUUUAAGCAAGGGUAUGUGGAGAGAACUGUUUUCUGAAGAUUUCUGGGGCAGAAUGAUGCAUAUUUGUCCCUACCACCUCUCAAGGCAGUUACACACAUGUUCACAGGCCCUGCAUUAAACCUAUCAGUAUUCCAGCAGCACAUUUUUCAUGGUUCAUACGGUAUUUGAGUGCAGACCACAUACUUAAGUGCCACCAUUUGCUGGCGGGCUGGGAGGUAGUGACAGCAACAUGUGAGGAGGAGGCAAAUGGACUCGCAGACAGUGAGACAGUAUGCAUGGAAUAUCCAGUUAGUGCAACCAAAGCAAAAACAUUCAUUUUAUAGAGGGAACAUUGACUUAAAUUGUAAUUUGAUGGGCAGCUAGCAUAUUGUUUCCUAUAAAAUGUACUGUGCACUUUAAAUGAAAAUGUAUUUUAAUAUUUUAAAGAGCUGCAAGAAUAUCUGUUUUGUCAAAAAGGAUGAGCAAUGCAAAGAAAAUAAGUUUUCAACUCAGAGUAUAUCAAGUUUUAAAAGCAUUCAAGGAUCAAGUAUAAAAAUAGGAAUAUUGAUUUCUGCAUCUUGAGGGAUAAAAUGCAGGUUUCCUGAGUAUUUUUUUACAAUGUAUAUAUGGCAACAUGAAGCUUUGUAAUUAUUAUUUUGACAAAUCAUGGGUUUUUUGUUAUUAAAAUUUUGKUUUUUUCCUGA
Messenger RNA from Malurus melanocephalus (red-backed fairy wren), 4475 nucleotides. RefSeq names its product leucine rich repeats and calponin homology domain containing 1 (gene LRCH1). Gene Ontology annotation, molecular function: protein binding. NCBI's taxonomy places the organism in Eukaryota, Metazoa, Chordata, Aves, Passeriformes, Maluridae. The coding region runs from base 121 to 2241 and encodes 706 amino acids. The transcript has 20 exons. The record is from RefSeq and is a predicted model, not a curated record.